CAGUGUUACACCUGCACUGAACCCAUGGAUGUCAGCUACUGCCUGGCCGUCACCCACUGCCCAGAGAACACCACUGCAUGCAAGACGACCGUCCACUCGGUGGAUUCAGGUUUCCCCUUUUUUGGAAACAUCACAGUCAGCAAAUCUUGCUCCAAAACCUGUGUGCCCUCUGAGCCGGACAUCAUUGGCGACAAUCAUCCCGACUACUGCUGUCACACGGAUUUGUGCAACGUGGGUGCGGGUCAGGCAGCCACGGCAGAGUUCAGUGCCCUGAGCUUCACCAUCGUCCUCGCCGUGUCUCUGCUCUGGCUUCAAGGAUAA
Protobothrops mucrosquamatus (brown spotted pit viper) is the source of this 321-nucleotide messenger RNA. Its product is annotated as ly6/PLAUR domain-containing protein 2-like. Bases 25 to 321 code for a protein of 98 amino acids. Gene Ontology annotation, molecular function: acetylcholine receptor inhibitor activity. The record is from RefSeq and is a predicted model, not a curated record. Lineage: Eukaryota; Metazoa; Chordata; Lepidosauria; Squamata; Viperidae. The transcript has 2 exons.